Symphalangus syndactylus (siamang) is the source of this 12398-nucleotide messenger RNA. RefSeq names its product nuclear receptor coactivator 1 (gene NCOA1). The record is from RefSeq and is a predicted model, not a curated record. Gene Ontology annotation, cellular component: nucleus. Gene Ontology annotation, molecular function: nuclear receptor binding; protein dimerization activity. Gene Ontology annotation, biological process: cellular response to hormone stimulus; positive regulation of transcription by RNA polymerase II. NCBI's taxonomy places the organism in Eukaryota, Metazoa, Chordata, Mammalia, Primates, Hylobatidae.
UUAGUCUAUUUUUGGCACAGCUGCUUUAUUACUUUCACUGCCACUUCAGAGCUUUUGUUUAAUCUACUCCAAGUUCAUUGGCUUUCUUUGAGUCUUUCAUACUCACCAUGUUGUCUUCCUUCCCCCAGGGUCUUUGCACAUGCUUCUCCCUCAAUCCAGCUUGCUUCCUCUUGAUUUCCUUUAGUUAACACCUACUCAUCCUUCAGAUGCCAGCUUAGUCAUUACAUCCUUAAAGAGAGCCUUCUCUUCCUUCCAUAACUGUUAGAUCAAGUUCCUCCAUUCGUGUAUCUGUCUCAGAUGUUUUUAUAGCCAUGAUCCAUAAUUGCAGAUUUUUAUUAGUGUGAUGAUUUCAUGAAUUUCUGGCUUCCCCGCUAGACUCUAAGCUGCCACUUGGUAAAGGACCUUUUCUGUUCUUGCCCAUCAUUGUAUCCUUAGUUCCUAAAACAGUGUGUGGCUUAUAUAUACUAAGAACACAGUAAAGAUUUGUCAAAUGAAUGUAUAAAUCUAUUGUACACCUUUAAUUGCUAUCUUAGAACAUUGUGGCAUUAAUGGAGCUAAGAAAUAUCAGGAUUUAAAAAAAUAAUUAUGUAGUUAAAUAUUUGGUUUGUUAUAAGGAAUAUGACCACCUUGAACAGGCUAAAAGAAACCUAAUGCUAAGGAGACUCUCACAAAUGCCAGAUAGAGAAGAAACCUCAAAUGCCAAAUAGAUUUAAAUAUGCAUAGUUAUAUUCAGUCCUAUUAACUUUUGAUUAGUAUCACAUUACAUGAAUAUACCACAUUUGAAAAACAUGUUUUUCUGCAGAUACAUUCCCUAGUUGCUCAUUUAAUAUUAGAUUAAAAGAGCAGCUGGCUUCCUACCUGAGAGCAGCUUCCUAGAAUGAGUGGAGAUUUUAUUUCACUCAUCUUCUAGGAUUUAGAGGAAAGUUUUUCAAAUUCCACACUAUUGAUAUUUUGUGUCAGAUAAUUUUUUGUUGUGGGGGAGCUGUCCUGUAUUUUGUAGGAUGUUUAGCAGUAUCCCUGCUUCUACACACCAAAUGUCAGUAGCAUCUUAGUUGUGACAACCAAAAAUGUCUCCAAACAUUGCCAAAUGUCCCCUGGGGCCAGGGGAAACAAAAUCACCUCUAGUUGACAAUCACUGAUCUAGAGAGUAAAGCUACAGAAGACUUCUGUCCUUGGAUUACAUGCUGCUUUCUCAUGGGAGGAAAAAAGGGAGGAUUUUAACAGGAGAAUGCCAGGGCUCCAGGCUUGAGAAGGAAAAGUGACUAUUUAUCUUACUCAGUUCAGAGAGCUGUCAUAGAGAGGCAAUAACCUGAGUACUCAUAAUCACAAGUAAGUAUCCAGAUGCCGGGAGGAAUGUUGAGGUCAAGAUACAAUCUAGAAGUGUGUUGUCAAAAAUUAAUGCUCUUGUUUUAUCUGUGUAUAAAGUCAGUCCUUAAAGGGAAAGUUAAGAAUAAAUAACUAUCUUUUACAUUCAAUUUUUUGUUUGGGGAAAUUUUUUAAAUAUAUAAAAGAAUAUAGGCUAAGAAACUAUAUCCAACAGAAUGUAAUUGAUAAUAUUUUAUCAUAUUAUUUUGUUAAUAUUUUAUAUUUGCAUAAUCCUGUUUAAAAGUAAUACAAUAUUAACAAUUGAUUUGUCUGCAGUAUUUUAAUCUAUUUUUAAUUAUGUGUAAAUUUUAUAUAUAUGCACACAGGUAUCUAUGAGCAAUAUAGAAUAUUACAUUUACAUAAUUUAUAUAAUACUGUAUGUACUUUCUAUACUAUACUUUUUCAACAUGGGUUUUGAGGUUUAAAUAUGCAUAGAUAUAUUCAGUCCUAUUAACUUUUGAUUAGUAUUGCAUUACAUGAAUAUACCAUGCUUGAAAAAUAUAUUUUUCUACAAAUACAUUCCCUAGAGAUAAACAGCCUGUUAUAAAUUUUCAAUGUUACAGCCAGCCCUGCAGCAAAUAUCCUCACACAUAUCUCCUAUUUUAUACAUAAGAGUUUCUUUGGCUGGGCACAGUGGUUCACUCCUGUAAUCCCAGCACUUUGGAAGGCCGAGGCAGGUGGAUCACCUGAGGUCAGGAGCUUGAGACCAGCCUGGCCAACAUGGUGAAAACCUAUCUCUAUUAAGAAAAAAAAAAAAAAGCCAGGUGUGGUGGCGGGCACCUGUAAUCCCAGUUAUUCAGAAGGCUGAGGCACACUUGAACCCGGGAGGUGGAGGUUGCAGUGAGCCAAGAUAGUGCCACUGCACUCCAGCUUGGACAACAAGAGCAAAACUCCGUCUCAAAAAAAAAAAAAAAAAAAAAAAGAGUUUCUUUAAUAUCUAGGUAAAUUUUUAUGUUCACUAGGUAAGUACCACAUUUUCAAAUAACAGGCAUUGAGAAUUCCUCUUUUCCCACAUUCUUACUAUCACUGUUCUCUUCUCAUUUUAACACUUUGCCAAUCUAAUAAGUGUGGGGUUAUAGUUUAAAGGGCAUUUCCAUGAUGAUUAGAUAAACUGAUCAUCUUUUUUUGGUCUUUUACUCAUUUAUAUUUUCCUUCUUUGUGAAUUUCUUGGUUGUAUCUUUUGCCCAUUUUCCUGCUGGGUUGUUUGUUCUUUUCUUUUUUAUUUGUAAGACUUAUUUAAAAUUUUCUGGUUAUUAACCUUUUCUUGUUUAUAACUGAUGCAAGUAUCUUCUCCCAACCUGUUGGUUAACAUUAUUUAUGAUGCCUCUUGACAUACAGAGCCAUAGGUUUUCAUGUGUCAAGCUUUUUAGGGUCUUGUUUAAUAAUUUUUCUUCUACUCUAAGGUUUUAAAUGUAUUUUUAUAUGUUUUCUUCUAAUACAUGUUUAGGGUUUUAAUUAAUCUGAAAUUCAUUUUUGUGCAUGGUGUAAUGUAGGGACCUAAUUGUAUUUAUUGUUUUUCCCAGUUAUCAGUAAUGACACUACCCUUGACUGUUUUUAUUCCAUUACCUUUAUUAUAAAUCAAGUUCCUGUAUAUAUAGGGAUCUGGUUCUGAGCUUUCUUAUGAUAAUUGCCUUUAUAUGUGGUGGAACAAGUCAUUCUUCUUGGUUAUUCUUCAAAUCCAUCCAUUGUGCUGAAUCUUCUUAUGUGUUUUAAUGGUUUAUCUGUAGAUGGUCUGAUGUUUUUGUGUAUAUAACAUCAUUACAAAUAUAAAAGUUUCAUAUCUUUUUUUCUCUUCUUUAGAUAUCUUAAAGAUAAUUAUCUUCACAUUUGCUUUAAAAAUAUUUGAAAGUACCAUCUCCUUGAGGUUUAUAACUGAAAUACGGGCUUCAGCUUUAACAAAACGAUGUGUUUGAUAUGGUAAACUAAAAAUUCAUAAUUUUGAAACUGAGUUUAUGUAUGAAUGCCACCUUGUAAUGUUUCUGUCUCCCCAAACAGAAGUGAAUUUAUUAAUCAUAAAGAGCACCUGUUAGACAUCAGGGUAUUGCCAGCAUUGUGUACAGAUCCUUGGAUAGGAGAGUUUCUCAGCAACUGUUUGGUGGGGUGAGAUAUCUCAUGUCUUCCUCCUGUUACCUCUUCUCCGUUCAUUCAUUCUUCUAGGAGAAUGAGGAUUAAAAUGUUAAUCUCAAAAUUAUAGGUAGCUGUGUUUAUGCUUGUUGAACAUUUCCAAUUCAACUCAAGUACAUAUUAAGUGCCUACUCUUCAGCCUGCACCAUUUGCAUGAUGUUUUAAGGAUACAGGUGAAAUAUGAGACAUGUUUCUGUCUUUAGGGAGCUUACAAAUCUGGUCAUGGCACUCAUUCUGCUUCUUAAACUUCUGGGCUCCCCAUGUCCCUGAAAAUAAAUAAUCAUAAUCAAAAUGAUGAUAAUAGAUAACAUUUAAUGAGCUAAAAGUAUAUACCAGGAACUCUGCCAAGCAUUUUACAUGUAUUCUCUUUUUUAAUACAAAACCCUGGGAAGUAAUGUCAUUAUCCUAGUUUUACAGAUAAGGAAAUCGAAGCUUAGAAAAGUUAACUUUCUACUAAGUGACUUGCCCAGGGUUGCAUGGCUAGUAAAUGACAGGAAGUUUGGGCCUGUGCAUUUUGUUUUUUUUUUUCUGUUAACGGACAGGGUCUCAUUCUAUUGCCCAGGCUGGAGUGGAGCAGCACAGUCAUAACUCACUGCAGCCUCCAACUCUUGGGCUCAAGCAAUCCUCCCCCCUCAGCCUCCCGAGUAGCUGGGACUACAGGUGCACACCAUCACGACUGGCUAAUUUUUUUUUCUUUUUUUUUAGAGACAGGGUCUUGUUGUGUUACCCAGGCUGGUCUUGAACUCCUAGCCUCAAGCAAUCCUCCUGCCUCUGUCUCCCAAAGUUCUGGGAUUACAGAUGUGAGCUGCUGUACCCAGCUGAACCUGUGCUUUUAAGCCGUAUACCAUGCUUUUUAUCAUGGCAUGCAAGAUCCCUGUGAUCUCAUCAGGACCACAUCUCUUGCCCUUUUGUUUCUUAUCUAUAGUUUAGCUAUACUGAACUGCUUAUAGAUUCUUUAACUUGGUAUCUUCACUCUUACUUUAUACCUUUGAAAAAGCUGUUUUUUUUUCUUUCAGGAAGCCAGCCUCUCCCUACCGCUAAGUUCAUGCAUCUUGUUCUCUCGGUCUAGAUGUACUUCUAUAGUAUUCUAGUUUGCUGCAUAGUAUUGUAAUGGCCUGUUUUCUUCAUUUUCCGACUAAUUGGGAGCCACAUCUAAUUUAUUCUUGGAUCCUCUAGACACAGUACAUGGUUAUCUGGCAUAUAAUAAGUAUAGGAGUAUUUGUUGAGUUAGCUAGUUUGUUGAAGGAAAAAAGGUACACACAUGAGAAAUUAACUCAGAAUAGCAUUAGCUAGAAGGUCUGCAAUAUGAAUGAUAAUAAAAGGGAUUCGUAAAGAGAGAAAUAUAGUUGACCCGGAGUAAUAAAGGAAGACUUAUUUUCCAUUAAGGUAGAAUUUUUUUGCCAUCUCCAGUUUUGACUUUGAACAUAUCUGCUCUCAUUUUGUCUCCUUGCUUAUUGGUUACUUCAUUUCAUGGUGAUUUUUCCUAGUCUCAAUCUCAAGUCAUUUUAUAGACACCUUGACAGUUCAUUACUUUUAGCUUCUUGCUUUCUCUAUCCCCUCUCUGUCUGCGUGUCCUGCCUGUUCUAUCACUUUUUUCUUUUCCUCUAUACUGUCUUCAAGUUCUUUGGUUUUACACAAAACUUACCAUCAAAAACAUAUUUGAGAGUUCCACCAAGAGAGUCCAGUUUACUCAUGUUGAAAUUUAGAUCCAUGGAUUUAAAUAGAUCAUAACUUUAGACUGAAUCUACUACAUAUAUCUUAUAUCAAUUAGUUUCUCUAAGGUAAAAGUAGAUGUCUUCAAACACUGUCAGGUUGCAGAGCUGAGGUUCUCUAAAACCUUGUAUGUAUCAAAAUGUAUGUUACUCAUUUUAUUCAUGCCUUGGUAUGUAAUUUGUCAAAAUAUCUUGCUGUAUUUUCUUGUGGGAGUUAUAAGAUACAAUUUUAAUAACUACAAUUGGGAAAAUUCCUCAAUAAUGAAAGACUUAAAAGACAGAAAUACGAUGGUUACAGUUUUAAAAUUUGGUUUUGUUUUGGCAUUUGUAAUAUUUUGUUUUGUGUAGGUAAAUACAUUUGAUUAGUUGAUUCUUUUCAACUUACUAUAUUGUUUUGUGCUAUUGUUUUUAUAGUCUUUAAUAUUAUUAAGAAAAGUAAAUGGGGCUGGGCUUGAUAGCUCACGCUUGUAAUCCCAACACUUUGGGAGGCUGAGACAGGCGGAUCACGAGGUCGAGAGAUCGAGACCAUCCUGGCCAACACGGUGAAACCCCGUCUCUACUAAAAUACAAAAAUUAGCCAGGUGUGGUGGCGUGCGCCUGUAGUCCUAGCUACUCGGGAAGCUGAGGCAGAAGAAUCGCUUGAACCUAGGAGGCAGAGGUUGCAGUGAGCCGAGAUCGCGCCACUGCACUGCAGCCUGGCGUCACAGCGAGAUUCCAUCUCAAAAAAGAAAAGAAAAGAAAAGUAAAUGCACUGAAAAGAGGCGCAGGGAGCAAGAAAAUAAAUAUUUAGAAGAACUAGCUGAGUUACUGUCUGCCAACAUUAGUGACAUUGACAGCUUGAGUGUAAAACCAGACAAAUGCAAGAUUUUGAAGAAAACAGUCGAUCAGAUACAGCUAAUGAAGAGAAUGGAACAAGAGAAAUCAACAACUGAUGACGACGUACAGAAAUCAGACAUCUCAUCAAGUAGUCAAGGAGUGAUAGAAAAGGAAUCCUUGGGACCUCUUCUUUUGGAGGCUUUGGAUGGAUUUUUCUUUGUUGUGAACUGUGAAGGGAGAAUUGUAUUUGUGUCAGAGAAUGUAACCAGUUACUUAGGUUACAAUCAGGAGGAAUUAAUGAAUACCAGCGUCUACAGCAUACUGCACGUGGGGGAUCAUGCAGAAUUUGUGAAGAAUCUGCUACCAAAAUCACUAGUAAAUGGAGUUCCUUGGCCUCAAGAGGCAACACGACGAAAUAGCCAUACCUUUAACUGCAGGAUGCUAAUUCACCCUCCAGAUGAGCCAGGGACCGAGAACCAAGAAGCUUGCCAGCGUUAUGAAGUAAUGCAGUGUUUCACUGUGUCACAGCCAAAAUCAAUUCAAGAGGAUGGAGAAGAUUUCCAGUCAUGUCUGAUUUGUAUUGCACGGCGAUUACCUCGGCCUCCAGCUAUUACGGGUGUAGAAUCCUUUAUGACCAAGCAAGAUACUACAGGUAAAAUCAUCUCUAUUGAUACUAGUUCCCUGAGAGCUGCUGGCAGAACUGGCUGGGAAGAUUUAGUGAGGAAGUGCAUUUAUGCUUUUUUCCAACCUCAGGGCAGAGAACCAUCUUAUGCCAGACAGCUGUUCCAAGAAGUGAUGACUCGUGGCACUGCCUCCAGCCCCUCCUAUAGAUUCAUAUUGAAUGAUGGGACAAUGCUUAGCGCCCACACCAAGUGUAAACUUUGCUACCCUCAAAGUCCAGACAUGCAACCUUUCAUCAUGGGAAUUCAUAUCAUCGACAGGGAGCACAGUGGGCUUUCUCCUCAAGAUGACACUAAUUCUGGAAUGUCAAUUCCCCGAGUAAACCCCUCGGUCAAUCCUAGUAUCUCUCCAGCUCAUGGUGUGGCUCGUUCAUCCACAUUGCCACCAUCCAACAGCAACAUGGUAUCCACCAGAAUAAACCGCCAGCAGAGCUCAGACCUUCAUAACAGCAGUCAUAGUAAUUCUAGCAACAGCCAAGGAAGUUUUGGAUGCUCACCUGGAAGUCAGAUUGUAGCCAGUGUUGCCUUAAACCAGGGACAGGCCAGUUCACAGAGCAGUAAUCCCUCUUUAAACCUCAAUAAUUCUCCUAUGGAAGGUACAGGAAUAUCCCUAGCACAGUUCAUGUCUCCAAGGAGACAGAUUACUUCUGGAUUGGCAACAAGGCCCAGGAUGCCAAACAAUUCCUUUCCUCCUAAUAUUUCGACAUUAAGCUCUCCCGUUGGCAUGACAAGUAGUGCCUGUAAUAAUAAUAACCGAUCUUAUUCAAACAUCCCAGUAACAUCUUUACAGGGUAUGAAUGAAGGACCCAAUAACUCCGUUGGCUUCUCUGCCAGUUCUCCAGUCCUCAGGCAGAUGAGCUCACAGAAUUCACCUAGCAGAUUAAAUAUACAACCAGCAAAAGCUGAGUCCAAAGAUAACAAAGAGAUUGCCUCAAUUUUAAAUGAAAUGAUUCAAUCUGACAACAGCUCUAGUGAUGGCAAACCUCUGGAUUCAGGGCUUCUGCAUAACAAUGACAGACUUUCAGAUGGAGACAGUAAAUACUCUCAAACCAGUCACAAGUUAGUGCAGCUUUUGACAACAACUGCCGAACAGCAGUUACGGCAUGCUGAUAUAGACACAAGCUGCAAAGAUGUCCUGUCUUGCACAGGCACUUCCAGCUCUGCCUCUGCUAACUCUUCAGGAGGUUCUUGUCCCUCCUCUCAUAGCUCAUUGACAGAGCGGCAUAAAAUUCUACACCGGCUCUUACAGGAGGGUAGCCCCUCAGAUAUCACCACUUUGUCUGUCGAGCCUGAUAAAAAGGACAGUGCAUCUACUUCUGUGUCAGUGACUGGACAGGUACAAGGAAACUCCAGUAUAAAACUAGAACUGGAUGCUUCAAAGAAAAAAGAAUCAAAAGACCAUCAGCUCCUACGCUAUCUUUUAGAUAAAGAUGAGAAAGAUUUAAGAUCAACUCCAAACCUGAGCCUAGAUGAUGUAAAGGUGAAAGUAGAAAAGAAAGAACAGAUGGAUCCUUGUAAUACAAACCCAACCCCAAUGACCAAACCCACUCCUGAGGAAAUAAAACUGGAGGCCCAGAGCCAGUUUACAGCUGACCUUGACCAGUUUGAUCAGUUACUGCCCACGCUGGAGAAGGCAGCACAGUUGCCAGGCUUAUGUGAGACAGACAGGAUGGAUGGUGCGGUCACCAGUGUAACCAUCAAAUCGGAGAUCCUGCCAGCUUCACUUCAGUCCGCCACUGCCAGACCCACUUCCAGGCUAAAUAGAUUACCUGAGCUGGAAUUGGAAGCAAUUGAUAACCAGUUUGGACAACCAGGAACAGGCGAUCAGAUUCCAUGGACAAAUAAUACAGUGACAGCUAUAAAUCAGAGUAAAUCAGAAGACCAGUGUAUUAGCUCACAAUUAGAUGAGCUUCUUUGUCCACCCACAACAGUAGAAGGGAGAAAUGAUGAGAAGGCUCUUCUUGAACAGUUGGUAUCCUUCCUUAGUGGCAAAGAUGAAACUGAGCUAGCUGAACUAGACAGAGCUCUGGGAAUUGACAAACUUGUUCAGGGGGGUGGAUUAGAUGUAUUAUCAGAGAGAUUUCCACCACAACAAGCAACGCCACCUUUGAUGAUGGAAGAAAGACCCAACCUUUAUUCUCAGCCUUACUCUUCUCCUUCUCCUACUGCCAAUCUCCCUAGCCCUUUCCAAGGCAUGGUCAGGCAAAAACCUUCACUGGGGACGAUGCCUGUUCAAGUAACACCUCCUCGAGGUGCUUUUUCACCUGGCAUGGGCAUGCAGCCCAGGCAAACUCUAAACAGACCUCCGGCUGCACCUAACCAGCUUCGACUUCAACUACAACAGCGAUUACAGGGACAACAGCAGUUGAUACACCAAAAUCGGCAAGCUAUCUUAAACCAGUUUGCAGCAACUGCUCCUGUUGGCAUCAAUAUGAGAUCAGGCAUGCAACAGCAAAUUACACCUCAGCCACCCCUGAAUGCUCAAAUGUUGGCACAACGUCAGCGGGAACUGUACAGUCAACAGCACCGACAGAGGCAGCUAAUACAGCAGCAAAGAGCCAUGCUUAUGAGGCAACAAAGCUUUGGGAACAACCUCCCUCCCUCAUCUGGACUGCCAGUUCAAAUGGGGAACCCCCGUCUUCCUCAGGGUGCUCCACAGCAAUUCCCCUAUCCACCAAACUAUGGUACAAAUCCAGGAACCCCACCUGCUUCUACCAGCCCGUUUUCACAACUAACAGCAAAUCCUGAAGCAUCUUUGGCCAACCGCAACAGCAUGGUGAGCAGAGGCAUGACAGGAAACAUGGGAGGACAGUUUGGCACUGGAAUCAAUCCUCAGAUGCAGCAGAAUGUCUUCCAGUAUCCAGGAGCAGGAAUGGUUCCCCAAGGUGAGGCCAACUUUGCUCCAUCUCUAAGCCCUGGGAGCUCCAUGGUGCCGAUGCCAAUCCCUCCUCCUCAGAGUUCUCUGCUCCAGCAAACUCCACCUGCCUCCGGGUAUCAGUCACCAGACAUGAAGGCCUGGCAGCAAGGAGCGAUAGGAAACAACAAUGUGUUCAGUCAAGCUGUCCAGAACCAGCCCACGCCUGCACAGCCAGGAGUAUACAACAACAUGAGCAUCACCGUUUCCAUGGCAGGUGGAAAUACGAAUGUUCAGAACAUGAACCCAAUGAUGGCCCAGAUGCAGAUGAGCUCUUUGCAGAUGCCAGGAAUGAACACUGUGUGCCCUGAGCAGAUAAAUGAUCCUGCACUGAGACACACAGGCCUCUACUGCAACCAGCUCUCAUCCACUGACCUUCUCAAAACAGAAGCAGAUGGAACCCAGCAGGUGCAACAGGUUCAGGUGUUUGCUGACGUCCAGUGUACAGUGAAUCUGGUAGGCGGGGACCCUUACCUGAACCAGCCUGGUCCACUGGGAACUCAAAAGCCCACGUCAGGACCACAGACCCCCCAGGCCCAGCAGAAGAGCCUCCUUCAGCAGCUACUGACUGAAUAACCACUUUUAAAGGAAUGUGAAAUUUAAAUAAUAGACAUACAGAGAUAUACAAAUAUAUUAUAUAUUUUUCUGAGAUUUUUGAUAUCUCAAUCUGCAGCCAUUCUUCAGGUCGUAGCAUUUGGAGCAAAAAAAAAAAAAAAAAAAAAAAAAAAAAAAAAAAAAAGGAGUUCGCUUUUGUCAGGAGAUUGAAAGAUGUUUUUGUUUCUUUCUUUGUAAAGGCCUUGGAUAUUGAAAAAAUACCAAGGCAGAACAGUUGGACAAUCUAUUUCUUGAGCCAAAUUUAAUUAUUCUUAUUUUUGUAAUCAGUCAUUGGCUUCUUAUCUGGAUGAAGGCUUUUGGAGGAGAACCAAAACAACAAGUUCCAAGAAGAAGAUGAAGCUCUGCCUCCGCCGCUCAGUCCCAACCCUGCCCAGGAAGAAGGGCCCGUGGGGCUUUGCCUGUGCCCGUCCACCAAAGGCUGUCACAUGUCUCGAAAUCAGCAGCCCACCCCAUCCGAAUCCCAGGCAGCUGUGUGUACAAUCAGCUUCUCUAGCAACUCUGUGUCUGUUGGCUUCAAGAGAAUAUUUUGCCUCCACAUAUGUACCCCUUCUCCUUUUUUUAAAGAUGGAUUUAAACCAAGAUGCCUCCAGGAAAGAGGACGAAAUGAGUAUAUUCACAGAGGAAUCCAAAAAAUACAGUUUGGGGGAAAUGCAAUAAUUUUUGAUGAGAUGGGUGAAGGACAAGAAGUGAGUUCUGUCAAUUAUUGUAGAUACAAUUUUCUGAUUAAAUCUGGAAAAAUAAAAGGCAGCCUGUUUUUUCUGCUUUUAUUGUAUUAACAGCUGAGGUAGCUAAAGUUAUUUAAAAUAAAAUUUUAUGAUCCAAGUAGCUUAUUUUUCCCUUUAAAUCUCAUUGUAAAUAUAUUUGAUUUCUUGUAGAAAUUGAUUUCCUUCUGUUUAAUUUUAUGCUUUUAUUAUACUCUUGAUUUUUCUAAAUUUGUGUGUGAAAUAUAACAUUGAUUGAAUUGCAGUUACAUCUGGUUAGUAAUAUUUCGUUAUUUUAAUAACUGUGAUGCCAUGUAUGGAUUUACUUUGGGGUUCAAAUCAAAAUGUCACUGCCAGAAAGAGCUGUUCCAGCUGAUCUAGAGCAUACUGCCCUAGAGUGUCCCUGGGAUCAUCUGAACAGAAGUGCACAGGCUACUUGUACAGAGAAAAAAUUAAUACUCAAAGGAAAUCUUCAUUUUUUAGAUUGACUUUGGGAAUUUGAAUUUUCAUCAGUGCAAAUAUAAAUUUCUCUAUCCUGCUCUGAGGCUAAUUGGUACCAUAUUUUCCCUUUGUGUCUUGUCACUCUGCCACAUCCCAUCUCAUCCUGGCCUCUGAGUCAAGAACCCAGUGAACUGACUUUCUAGUUCUAGAAGUUCCGCUGCAAGGCCAGGAAAGCUUGAGAAAAGGUAUUGUGGAAGAAGCAAAGGUAGACCCCCAUCACUCACCUUUGUCUGCAUCCCUGGGCCUGUGAAUGAUGACAGCACCUGACAUUCUGCACCAGCUACCUCUGCCUCCAUGGCAGAGAAAAGGCCAUAAGAACAGUGGAAGAGGAGCAUGGACUCAGACUUCAAGGAAGAAGCCAUUUCCCCAGGUCCGUCCUUCUGCAUCUCGCCACCCCUAGUUACAAAUAACUCCAUUGAACAGCAUCUAUUCAGAAACUAUACCGAAUAAAAAGAUUGGUGGAAGGGCUCAUGUGGUUAGCAACUAUAAAACAGAAAUAGGACACUCAGUUACAAACAUUAUCUCCUUUAGUUUUUCAGAAAAUGCAUCCCUGAUUUCAUUCAUUUCCAGCUUGAAAGCCAGCCAUAUUACUCUAGUCCCUACCAAACUGCUCUAGAAGGUCAUUUCCAUUUUGUUUGUGAUACUUAGACGCGCAGACUUCAGGAAGUUCACCUUUAACUUCAGCAUUCCAGAUGAAGUUUCCUGACUCAGUGCUUUUGCAUAAGGAACUAGAAAAAAAAAGUGGUAAGGAAAAUUGGAGAUGCUAACAUCCUCCCCCAUCCCAACUGCACCUUAAAAUAUGCAUGUCACCUUCAAGGUUUUAUAAUUGCACUGUUUGUUUUAUGUAUGUACAGAUUAAAAUUAUUGCUACAUUUGAGGAAAAUAAAAUUGCUUGCUUCUAUGUAAUUCCUGUCAUUCCACAGGAAAUUCACUUUUCCAGCUACUGAAUAGAAUUUGUUUAACAACCUCA